AUGGAUAGUCAUUAUUACAUGAGAAAAACAAACUUGUUUCUCACAGGAAAAUUUCAAAGCAAAGAAACCAAAAAAUGGAAAUUCACAGCGCAAUUACAAAAAUUUAGGGUUCCCAAUGAUGGAUGUAAUGAAAAUGAACAGACUGAUCGACCCAUGAAUCUGCAGGAUUAUUACAUUGAACGCCUUGAUAAUCAUGAACCGCGCAUGGGAACAGGUAUUUGGA
This is a messenger RNA of Racocetra fulgida, 223 nucleotides long. Lineage: Eukaryota; Fungi; Glomeromycota; Glomeromycetes; Diversisporales; Gigasporaceae. The record is from the annotation of a GenBank genome assembly.